AUGGCCAGUCUACGUAAAUCCCACCCUCUUCUAAAAAUCGCAAACGAUGCUUUAGUCGACCUCCCAGCCCCCUCUAAUAUCUCUGUUUGAUGAAACUUUGGGUCUCUUUUAGGACUCUGUUUAAUUACCCAAAUUGCAACCGGCUUAUUUCUAGCCAUACACUACACAUCAGACAUUGCUACUGCCUUCACCUCCGUAGCCCACAUCUGUCGAGACGUCAACUACGGCUGACUUAUCCGAAGCAUUCAUGCCAACGGCGCAUCAUUCUUUUUCAUUUGCCUCUACCUUCAUAUUGGCCGAGGUCUAUACUAUGGCUCUUACCUCUAUAAAGAAACAUGAACUGUUGGGGUUAUUCUCCUCCUUCUCGUAAUAAUAACAGCCUUCGUUGGAUACGUCCUCCCUUGAGGACAAAUGUCGUUUUGAGGUGCAACCGUUAUUACCAACCUUCUAUCUGCCGUCCCCUACGUCGGAAACACCCUGGUCCAAUGGAUCUGAGGUGGUUUUUCUGUAGACAAUGCUACCCUCACCCGGUUCUUUGCCUUCCACUUUCUCUUCCCCUUCAUCAUCGCUGCCGCAACGUUAAUUCAUCUACUCUUUCUUCACGAAACUGGCUCAAACAACCCAACCGGGCUAAACUCAGACUCCGACAAAGUUCCCUUUCACCCCUACUUCACUUACAAGGACCUCUUAGGCUUUGCAGUCCUUCUUACUGCAUUAGCAUCCCUAGCCCUAUUUUCCCCAAAUCUCUUAGGAGACCCAGAUAACUUUACCCCUGCAAAUCCGCUUGUUACUCCCCCACACAUUAAGCCAGAGUGAUACUUCCUGUUUGCCUAUGCUAUUCUCCGCUCCAUCCCAAACAAACUUGGAGGAGUACUUGCCCUUUUAUUCUCAAUCUUAGUUCUUAUGCUCGUCCCCUUCCUUCAUACCUCUAAACAACGAAGCCUGAUAUUCCGUCCCCUAACACAAUUUUUGUUCUGAUCUUUAGUAGCAGACGUUAUGAUUCUAACUUGAAUUGGAGGAAUGCCCGUAGAACACCCCUUCGUUAUCAUUGGGCAAGUAGCGUCUCUCCUUUACUUCUCCCUCUUCCUAGUCCUGAUCCCAACAGCAGGUUGACUAGAGAAUAAAGUCCUUGGAUGAAAAU
This is a messenger RNA of Hippoglossus stenolepis (Pacific halibut), 1141 nucleotides long. The record is from the annotation of a RefSeq genome assembly. Lineage: Eukaryota; Metazoa; Chordata; Actinopteri; Pleuronectiformes; Pleuronectidae.